CAUUCUACUGACUACAAGUAACUUUGCAAGUACGUCAACUUAAUCUAACCCUAACCCUACCAGUCCACUAAUACUCCACUAACACUCUAGUGAGACUUAGUAGAUAUGUAGGUGCAACGUUACUUAUAGUCAACAGAAUGUGUUAAAGGGACCAUCAAAAUAAAGUGAAACCCAAUAACGUACUAAUAAUGUAAUAAACUAAUUCUUUAGUUAACUGAUCUGAGUUUGCUCUGCAAAUAUUUAUUUCUUCAUGCAAGCAUCAUAUGAUCACGUCAAUUUUCUUAUUUCUUAUUCUAAUUCUAAAUUUCUUAUAUAGUUUUUCUUAUUUCUUAAGCUUCACUUUUGACUGCCCUUGUGUAACUUCCUUUCAUUAUGUGCACAUCAUAGUCACACCUAGACAAAACGAGAACUAGACCUCGGACACACUGGUGCACCCAUAUGAUAACGGCAACCAAGCACACACACCCAGAACACACACACACACCAGGAACACACACACACACACACACACACAGAACAUACACACACACACACACACACACUCAUAUGUUCAUACAUGCAUCUUAAUUGUUGUUAUAUUUCUUAAUAUCCAUAUAGGGUAUUUUUUGACCUCUGAUUACUUUGAUUGGAUGCCAAGGGCAUCCUGUAUGUUGUUGCAUGAAUCAGUGUUGUAUAAAUAUGACCCAUCUUCCUUAAUAAAGUUGAGAAUUUUAUUGUAGUGCACUAGCUCUCUAUGUCUGCUUGAUCAAUUAAUUAAUUUCAUCCGUAUUUUAAUCCAUCAGGCCAGUGCUGCAGCAAUGCAUCACUUCAUUUGCAUGAUGUUUUCACUGCUAGUCAUUACUGGACUGCAGGUGAGUGUUGAGUCUGCAGGAACACGUUCUGAGCGAAGCUUUAGCAGACAUUAUAAAUCAGAGCUGACCGUGCCGAAUGGAGGGAGAUGGGGGUCGUGGGGUCACAGAGAAAUGUGUCCAACUGGAACGUACGCCGCAGGGUUCAGUCUAAAGGUGGAAGAUCAUAUUGGUUAUAGGGAUGAUACUGCACUCAAUGGGAUUCGCCUUCACUGCGUUAAAAAGAAUAGUAAAGGCUCCUCAAACUCGUAUCACAGCUACGCCUCAGUUCAUUCAGAUGUAGGCAGCUGGGGUCGGUGGACUGAUAUCAAAUGGUGUCCUUCUGGAUUCUUGACUGCUUUUCAGCUGAGAGUCGAAAGCCCUAAAGGACUUGGUGACGAUACGGCCGCAAACAACAUCAGGUUCACAUGCAGUGGAGGGUCUUUACUGCAGGGUGACGGCACACACUGGGGCGAUUGGAGCGCCUGGAGUCAAACAUGUUAUGGAAAAGGGAUUUGUGGUAUCAAGACACGGAUAGAAGAGCCGCAGGGCAUUGGAGAUGACACCGCUCUCAAUGACGUGCGCAUGUACUGCUGCGUUUAAGGUGAUGUGUUAGAGGACGACAACAAGAACAGCAAGAAGAUGAGAUGGAC
This is a messenger RNA of Sinocyclocheilus grahami, 1480 nucleotides long. Its product is annotated as vitelline membrane outer layer protein 1-like. NCBI's taxonomy places the organism in Eukaryota, Metazoa, Chordata, Actinopteri, Cypriniformes, Cyprinidae. The transcript is spliced from 5 exons. The record is from RefSeq and is a predicted model, not a curated record. Bases 798 to 1430 code for a protein of 210 amino acids.